UUUUUCCAGUUUAAAAGUUGUAGCGCGGAGAGUGAACCAACUGCGGAGACAUUUGCGCAUUCAAGUAUUUUCCACAGAUUCGAACAAGAUGAUGGAGUCUUGUUUAGCCGGGAAGCCGGUGAGGAUCGGCCCGGUGGAGGUGAACGACAUCAAGCGAAACCUGCUGGAGGAAUUCUCCGCUCUGCCCAAGCAGGAAGAAGUUCAGAGCCGGUCUGGGAACCUGCAGGUCUACCUGAGAAUUCGACCGCUCACGGGAGCAGAGAGCGGAGAGUCGCAGGACUGCGUGGCCGUCGAGGGUCCUCACACCGUGGUCCUCAAAGUACCCAGGAGCAGGCAGGCUGACAAGGUCCCUCAGACUGCUCAGAGGUUCACCUUCACCCAGGUGUUUGGACCAGACGCCAGUCAGAGGAAAGUGUUUGAGGGGUCUGUUCAUGGUUUGGUGCGAGACGUUCUGCAUGGACAAAACUGCCUGCUGUUCACUUACGGUGUCACCAACGCCGGGAAAACCUUCACCUUCCUUGGUCCGGACCACGACAGCGGCCUGCUGCCGCGCUGUCUGCGGGUGAUCUUCAACAGCACGGAAGGUCGUCUGUGCGCGGGUUGCGAUCUGAAACCUCACCGCUGUCGGGACUUCGUCCGACUGACUCCGAAGCAGCAGAGGGCGGAGAGCGCCGGAAAGACGAGUCUGCUGAGGACUGUCAGAGAGAUUGACAACAAUGCGACUGCCAGAUCAACUUCUCUUGACGCCUCGUCUCUCAGCUCCGACUGCAGCCUUUCUGAGAGCGACCGCUUCAUUCUGGACGUGGCCGGCGACGUUCGCUUCUCUGUUUGGGUUUCCUUUUGCGAGAUUUACAACGACAACAUUCAUGACCUUCUGGAGCAGGUCGCUGGUGGACAAGUGAAGAGGACGGCGCUCCGUCUUUCUCAGGACAUUAAAGGAAAUUCCUUCAUCAGGGACCUGAGGUGGAUCCAGGUGAGCAGCUCAGAGGAGGCCUACAAGGUGGUGAAGAUCGGCAGGAAGAACCAAAGCUCGGCCUCCACCAAGCUCAACCAUCAGUCCAGCAGGAGCCACAGCAUCUUCUCCAUCAGGAUCCUCCGAACGGACGACUCCGCCGCUCCCAGAUUCCUCGGCGUCAGCGAGCUGGCGUUGUGCGACCUGGCCGGCUCGGAGCGCUGCUCGCGCACGCGUAACACGGGAGAGCGCCUGAAGGAGGCGGGAAACAUCAACAGCUCGCUACUCGCUCUCGGGAAGUGCAUCAACGCCAUGAGAGUCAAGCAGAACGCCAAAUUCCAGCAUCACGUUCCCUUCCGGGAGUCCAAGCUGACCCACUUCCUGCAGUUCUUCUUCUGUGGUGCCAGCAAAGUGUCCAUGGUGGUGAACAUCAACCAGAACUCCUCCUGCGUGGACGAGACGCUCAACGUUCUCAAGUUCUCCGCUCUGGCCCAGAAGGUGGUGGUUUUGAGCUCCCAGCCCACCAGCCCGGAAGACGCCUCCCUCAGGUCGGCCACGGAAGUGUCCUUCCUCGUGGACGGGGCCGACCGGCGCGGGAACUUGUUGGCCUGCGGGCGCAAAAGUUCCGCGGUGGCCUGGGAGACCACCCUGGAGGACGUCAUGGAGGAUGAAGAUGAGGAGGAGGAGAGUGGGAUGGAGGAAACGGUGCUCUUGGCAGAAGGAGAGGACGCCAAAGAGAACGAGUCGGAUAGGGAGGUGGCGUACCGUUCGGUUGUGGAGGCCAAAAUCCGAGAAGAAGUCUUCGGGGAGUUCAUGCAAAUCUUUAACAAGAUGGAGCAAGACUACAGCGAGCAUCUGGAGCGGGAACGCCAGAUCCUGGAGGAGCGGGCCGAGGCCAGGCUGGAGAUCCAGAAGAACCUCCUUAUCAAGACUGCCGGCCUGCAGCCCGCCAAGGGAGAGGAGGAGGCGGACCUUGUGGAGGGAAUCAUCCGCACGGUCAGCGAAGACCUGAAGAAGAUCCGAGCCGACGCUCAGAGCGCGCAGCGACAACUGCUGCUGGCCAAUCAGGCUGACCGUACGGCGCACGGGCAGCGGCGCGGCGACGACAAAGAGGAGGAAGGACGACGGACGAGCGCAAAGGACACUUUGACGCCCGCCCGCCCGGAAGAAGGCGACCAGAUGGGCAGGCUCCGGGCGGACAACGCGGAGAAGGACGGCGCCAUCGCCAGGCUGACAGAAGAAGUGCGCCGGCUGACCGAGAAGGAAAGGGCGUGUCCAGCGCGGCUGCGGGAAACUCGUCAACUGGCACAAGACAAGGAAGUUCUCAUCAACAAACUCUCGCAGGUGAGCUCCGUAGAGCUCGAGUUGCAACAGGAGGUGGAGUGCGGCGCCGUCGCCGCCGAGGCCCGCCCGAAUGCCGACGCACCGGAAGCCCAGGAGGACGACGGCGCCGACGUGACCGACCUGCGAGGGGAAUUGCUGGCCGCCGCAGAGAGGUCCGCCCGCAAAUCCAAAGUCAUCCAGGAAGUGAUGCAAGAAAAGAUGCACGGAUAUUGCGACCGGGAGUGUGAGAAGCUCGCUGAGCAAUUGGCCAAUCAGAAAGCAGAAUACUGCCGCCAAAUCGCGCAGCUGAGGGCGGAGCUCGAGUGUCAGCGUUCGGCACUGGAGAAAAAAAUGAAUGACGACCUCCAGCGACAAGAAGAACUCGAGCGUGUGGUGCGUGAGAAGGAGGCGCUGGUGGAGGAGCACAAGAGACAGACGGACGCCCUCAGACGAGAACUGGAGCGUGGCCAGGUGCGACUGCGGGACGGCGGGGGGCGCGUGGAGAAGGCGGCGCCGGAGGAGGAGGAGGAAAUGCGCAGGGGACAGGAAGUGCGCCCGCAGGUCACCGUGACGACGGCGUGCGCUCAACUGCGAGCGUCCCCUUUGAGCGCCGUCCAAGUGGAAGGAAAAAGUGGGGCGAGGAAAAGGAAAAGCUGCCAAGUGCAGGGCUUGUCGUCCAGCGACGACAAGCGGACAAACGUUGGAAACGUCACGCAGGAGGCGUCGCCGUCAGUCCCGAGAGGCGCAGCCAAAGCCAAGAGAGGACGGAGGAAACUUUAUGGGAAGGAAGCAGCCGCUCCGUUCAUCAUCUCGCCGCGCACGACGUGCGCAGUGGCAGAUGGCGACGAAAAGCAAAGUGAUCACAUGAUCAUCAAGCGUCAGCUGCGCUCCAAGACUGGCAGGAAGUGAUGUCAUCAUUUUAAAGGAUUUUUUUUUUUGAAAUGUUUUUGUCCUUGGAAGUUUCUUACUUAAAGGAAUUUGAUGUUUUUCCUUGGAGGAAAUAAAACUGUACAAUUAAAAAAAAAAAAAAAGAUCCAACCUCA
This is a messenger RNA of Syngnathoides biaculeatus (alligator pipefish), 3318 nucleotides long. RefSeq names its product kinesin-like protein KIF20B. Bases 89 to 3184 code for a protein of 1031 amino acids. The transcript is spliced from 28 exons. NCBI's taxonomy places the organism in Eukaryota, Metazoa, Chordata, Actinopteri, Syngnathiformes, Syngnathidae. Gene Ontology annotation, molecular function: plus-end-directed microtubule motor activity; ATP binding; microtubule binding. Gene Ontology annotation, cellular component: spindle microtubule; nucleus. The record is from RefSeq and is a predicted model, not a curated record. Gene Ontology annotation, biological process: mitotic spindle assembly; microtubule-based movement.